GGGACAUCGGGGCCUACACUUUCCAUCUUCCCUUGCUCGUCUCCACUUCGCCUUGCUCAGCUCAUUCCGUUCCAUCCCCUAUAAAGUCCUCCCUCUAUCCCACCCUUUGGUCUCUCUCCAUCUCGCCACCCACACCACCACUUUCCCUUCUUCCUUCUCUCGGUGUCGCUUACUCGUUGUACUACUAGAGUAGACUAAAGAUGUCGAGCAGGAGAAACAGAGUAGUCUCAGAGGAGGAGAUUAAUGAGCUCAUCUCCAAGCUUCAAUCUCUCCUCCCGGAGACCCGCCGACGAGGCGCCGGCCGGGCGUCGGCAGCCAAGUUACUCAAGGAGACCUGCAACUACAUCCGGAGCCUGAACAGGGAGGUGGACGACCUCAGCGACCGACUCUCCGCGCUCAUGGAGACCGUCGACACCAACAGCGCCGAGGCUGAGAUCAUCCGGAGCCUGCUCCGUUCCUGAUUCACGAUACCUCAGUCAGUUACAUAUACAUAUAUAUAAAUAUUAUAUGCAAGUCUACAUCUAUGGCUACGUAGAUGAAUAUAGAUAGUGUACGCACGUACCUCAGUUAUGAGAAUUUGAGCUAGGAAGUAGCAAGCAGCAGUAAUUUCAUUUUCUUGUUAUUUUCUUUCACAUGGUCUGGCUCGAGUUGUUAUCUCCGGAGACAACCAACCGACAUCUGCGUAAAAAAAAUUAGUAAUGCAUGUAACUACAAGGUUCUACUUGAAUAUGUUGUGAUAUUAUAUUGCUUA
Molecule: messenger RNA, 751 nt
Organism: Zingiber officinale
Lineage: Eukaryota; Viridiplantae; Streptophyta; Magnoliopsida; Zingiberales; Zingiberaceae
Product: transcription factor ILI5-like
Exons: 2
Coding region: 201-461 (86 amino acids)
Biological process (GO): regulation of DNA-templated transcription; regulation of growth
Molecular function (GO): protein dimerization activity
Source: RefSeq, a predicted model, not a curated record